GAAUUCCGUGAGGCCCUGCGCGAAGCGUCGGACGAGAUGGUCAAAUUGGAGGUUAAAGAAGCCGGGAGGAAGCAGGCGUAUGUUGGCAUCGUCGCACCCUUGUUGGAGCAGUUCGGUUCGCACAUUUGCACCAAUGUCAUUCUGGGAGGGUACUGGAAGAUCAAAGCAAAGUUCGAGAGUGACUCGUCCACCUCUGUAAAUCGAGCUUCUUCAAUGGCGAGUGAGGCCAUCGAGACCGCUGCGGCGUGGAGUAUCAAAGGAGAGGCCAGCGUGGGCUGGGGCGGCCCCGAGGGCUGGGCAGGAUUGCUCUGGAAUGCGCUCGGCGGGCCCCGGAGCCAUGUCAGCGUCUCCGCCGAACACACUGAGAGCCACGAUACAUCGGAGUCAGAGAGCCACGCUAAGAGCAGCGAGACGGGCCUUGCCACAGAAAACUCAGUGAUGGACGUCUUCCAGGAGUGGAAAGGUGGCAUCAGCGGCGCAGCUGCUGCAGAAUGGCGCAAAAGCUUGGCCGACAGCGAAAACUGGAAGAUCAUCGACCGCCACGUUGAUGAGUGCUUCGGCACGUGGGAAUGGAUUGAUGAGAGCUAUCACGAAGAUCUGGCGCAAGCGAUGAAGACGUCCUGGGCCGACAAGUUCGUGGACAGCCUCGACUGGGGCAUGAAGGAGUCCAGCAAGCAGAGUAUCAAGAAGGCACUGUCCAACCAUUACGAGGGCAGCCUGUUUGUUCACCUGCAGCAUGCCUGUCACAAGCUGAAGGGAGUCUUGAGCAAGAGGAACCGGCACUGUGUGACCUUUGAGACACAAACGGCCACUUCGAAGUUCAUCCAAAACUACCGCGGGGAAGAAGAGCUGAGACUCAAUGCCUUUGCCUUCGCCCACUGCAAGCAGUCGGAGGACGGUUUCUCCGGUGCCUUUGCCUUGGGCUUCGUCAAAUCCCUCGGUAAGCCGGAUGAUUCGUCAGACGACUUCUCGCCGCGGUACGAGACGGCCAUUCUGAAAGAAGCCUUCACCAUGAACUGUCUUCGUGGUACCGCCAUGAAACAUUUCCCCAACGAGCAGAUUGACACAUUCUUCCCUGACAACAACGUCCCCAAAGCCUUUGUGAUCAUUGGCCAGGCACAAAAGGCUUGUCGCAGCCGUCACCUUGCUGCUGGCAUCGCGUUGGGCGAACUGGGCCUCCUGUGCUUCGAGCCCGAGGUGGUCCACUUUGAAUACAAGAUGAUGGUGCACCACAUUCCGAAGGAGCUGAAUCUUACCGCCUUGAACGUGGAAGCAUCGCAGUGGUGUCAAAGAAGAUCAUGGGACACUGGCUUUCCCACAGAGUUCCACUACAACGAUGACGGCAACACAAACAGAGGCUGGACGCAGUCGGCUGUGCUGCACAUGGCUUGUCUCGGCCUGAAGAGACCAAAGCUGAUGCCAAUGCAUCACCCUCAUCAAAGGUUCCGCGUG
This is a messenger RNA of Symbiodinium sp. CCMP2456, 1452 nucleotides long. Lineage: Eukaryota; Dinophyceae; Suessiales; Symbiodiniaceae. The record is from the annotation of a GenBank genome assembly.